Molecule: messenger RNA, 882 nt
Organism: Morus notabilis
Lineage: Eukaryota; Viridiplantae; Streptophyta; Magnoliopsida; Rosales; Moraceae
Exons: 1
Coding region: 1-882 (293 amino acids)
Source: RefSeq, a predicted model, not a curated record
AUGAGGAUCGAGGACGUCUAUCACGAGAUCAGUCACCUCCAGGUACUGCGUCGCCCACUGCCGCUGAAGUUCGACCCAGCGUGGAGAAACCAAAAUAAGUAUUGCAGGUUUCACGGUGAGAGAGGACAUAUGACCACCGAAUGUUUUGACCUAAGGGAUGAGGUCAAGAGGUUGAUCCGGGAAGGGAGGCUCGGUGUGUACCGAGCCAACCAACGGGGCAACAACAAUCGGAGGAACAACGACCGACGGGAGGACCAAAGGCAAGACCAUCCCCCCGAACAUGUUGACGUGACAAGGACGAUCUUCGGAGGGCCGUAUCUUGGCAGUACCUCUCGCUGUACACAGACAGAGUACGCAAGGGAGGCAAAGGAAAAGUUCAACCAGAGGAUCAUGAGUGUGUCUGGCAGAGAGGCGAAGGCCGCAAGAUAUGAAGAGGCCGAGAUAACGUUCUCGGAGGCGGACGCAAAUGGGGUGCAUUUCCCCCUAAGUGACGCCCUAGUAGUGGAGGCCAUGAUAGGUAACCACACGGUCUGCCGCAUCCUAGUGGAUAAUAGCAGCUCGGUAGAUAUUAUGUAUGCCGAUUACCUCGACAAGAUGGGGAUCCCUCGAGCGAGACUGCAGAACAACACGCAACCCCUGUAUGGCUUCACCGAGGAUUGCGUCAUUCCUGAGGGAAUGAUAGAACUACCCAUGACAAUUGGUGACCAGCCACACACCUUGACCAUUAUGUCACGGUUCUUGGUGGUGAGGGGAGGUGACCAAUACAACGCUGUCAUAGGGUGCCCGACACUGAGGGCAUUGAAAGCAGUCAUAUCAAUCUAUUAUCAAAUGAUGAAAUUUUUGAAACCCAGCAAAAUCAGAAGAGUCAGGAGAAACCAGUAA